Molecule: messenger RNA, 3105 nt
Organism: Cottoperca gobio
Lineage: Eukaryota; Metazoa; Chordata; Actinopteri; Perciformes; Bovichtidae
Gene: fbxw9
Product: F-box and WD repeat domain containing 9
Exons: 7
Coding region: 527-2341 (604 amino acids)
Molecular function (GO): protein binding
Source: RefSeq, a predicted model, not a curated record
UAGGAUGUUCUUGAAGUUCAUCCAGGAGUUCGUCUUGACAACAGUUGAUAUUCCUGCAAUAAAUAAGAUUUCAGUCAUACUUUGGCUUAUAUAACUUUACGGAUAGAGUUCACCAUUUUGUUAAACUCAGGCGACGACUUAUGACCAGCGGCUGUCAUUGUGAACGGCUGGACUUAAUGAUUAAUAACAUAUAGCAGUACUAGAAGCUAACGUUAACCUGCUGUCGUAGUUAACGACAGUUAGUCGUUUUUUCUGUGACGACAGUUUUUUUUAUACAUGUAUUCAACAUUCAUCCAUUGCAAACACAACCAUCUGGCGAAACCGAAAAGGAUUUCAUUCACGGGUAGCGUGGGGUAGGGUAGAAUUGUAACGUUACAAAUUUAGCAUACGCUAAGCUAACCUAAAGAGCUAACAUUUGUCAAGUUUCAUUGUCACAAUAGUUUAGGUCUUAUGUAUUAAAACGCGUACAGCCGACAAUACAAAAAUAGAGGUAACGUUAGCUUAAGGUAAUGCUGGCGUACAGUAUAUGAGUAGUGGUCUUGUGCAGAGAGGAAAGAAGGUGAUGUCUGAGGUCAGGGCUAACCUGUAUGAAUCGGAGGCAGGGACAAACGGUGACCAGGGUGGACCGUCUCCUGACCCGCUGAAAGCUCCCAGUAUUGAAGCUUCUGGGCCUGACCUGCAGGGUCUUCUGCCUGCUGGUCCCCAAUUCUCAUCAGAGGUUAGCCCCUCAGCUUCUGCUGAGGCCAGUGGCUUGUUGUCUUUACCAUGGGAGAUGGUGACCCACAUUGCCUCACACCUUCCUGCUCAGUGUGUCAUCACUGUGCUGCCAAAGGUCUGUCAAGCAUUGGGCAAUGUCAGUAAGGACACCACCGCUUGGCAGCUCCGGGCACACAGGCUAAUAGGAUCCCGACCUGGCUUUCCAGUGGGGCCAAGGGAAGACUUUGACUGGCCCUCUGCUUGCCUGGAGAUGGAACAGAUGAUAACCUGCUGGACAGGCCAAGCUCAUGUCGUGGCCAGACAGACCCAAGAGGAUGAGGAGGAAAGGGAACAAGUGAGGCAGCAGCAAAGAGAAGGGGAACCAGUUGUAGAAGGACAGGAAGAUGGUAGAGAGGAUGAGGUAGAAGGGGUGGGAGUGGAAGCGCAGGAGGUUGCGUAUGGUGUUGAUGAAGGAAUGGAGGUGGCAAUGGACGGUGAGGAGGAUGAAGUGCAGCCCAUCAUAGGUGGGGACCAACUGGCGAGAUUAAGACAGGAGUUGGAAGAGAGACUGGAUGAUGAUCCAGCAGCACUAAUGGUAGAAGAAAGGAACCACAGGAUGGUGUUUGAUGCUCAUGAGGGGCUAGUUGAUGUUCUAAAUUACCAAGAGAACUUGGCAGACCUCAGAAAUCUGGAUAAUGGAAGACAGGUAGAGGUAGAGCAACAUCAACCCCCCAGAAGUCCUAGCCCACCCCCAGCGCUGGAGUGCACCACCCUCUGUUCAGGCCACAUUGCCCAGGUUAACUCAGUCCUCCUUGUGGGGGGAGAGGGGGCGGUUUGCGCCACAGGCUCCAGAGACUGGAAUGUUAAACUGUGGGAUCUAAAGGCCGGCUCGGGUGGCACGCUGCUACACACAUUGGGAGGGCAGGGGGACUUCAGCACUCAUCGAGGCUGGGUCUGGUGCCUGGCAUCUCAGGGACCUCUGUUGGCCUCAGGGGGCUUCGACAGCACAGUGAGGCUGUGGGACCUACAGGCAGGUGGUGCAGAGAGGGGCCUGAUCAGAGCUGGGGCCGCUGUCCUCUGCUUGUCCUGUCAGACGGAUGUAUUGCUGGCUGGUACAUUUGACAAGAGGGUCAGCAUGUAUGACACAAGAGCUGCUGAACCUCUGGUGAAAAGCCUCCGUCUCCAUGGUAACGCUGUGAUGUGCCUAGCUGCAGAUGACAAGUACAUCAUCUCUGGGAGUAAAGACUGCACUCUGGCUGUCUAUGACCGGAGGGCAUGCAAGGGCUUGAAGAAACUUCGGCUCAGCUCUUACCUGCUGUCCAUGAGCUACAGUGGCUGUGAAGUAUGGGCAGGAGACAACAGUGGCAUGCUGCACUCCUUUUCCAUGCAGACAGGGACUGUAAAACCCUUGUCCCAGUUUGAUGUGGGACACACAGCACUGGUCACCGGCAUCCACAAGUCCCCUGGAAGCCUCUACACCUGUUCAUCUGAUCGCACUGUUAAGGUACAUAUCCCUUGUGCUCCUCCAAGGACAUUAUGCACUAUGCGCCACCAAGCUGGAGUCAAUGGGCUGAGUGUGCAGGCUGGAGUCCUCGCUGUAGCCUCAGGGGAUGUGUGUGUGGAAGUCUGGAGGCCCAGAAAAUAAAGGAGCAAGACCUGCAAACUGUGUGCGAAGCCUACAAAACACCAUGUUGGUCUUUUAGCAUUUUGGAGUACACAACACUAUCAAAGAAAGCAAGCUGGCUGGCUGGUUGGAUAUAUCAAGACUUAGUAGUAACGUAAGAAAUGAACAUGAAAUGUUAUGUAUGUUUCUACAAACAAAAACUCUCUCAGGCUCUCAGGAAAGUGUGUCAUAAACCAUUUUGGGCCAAUACUCAAAACAUUCAAGGACAUGGCGUUUGAAGAAGUUCUUCUAUGAAAUUGUACCAAAAGCAUUAGUUGCUUGUCAUGUACAGUAAAAUACUUGUAUCCAAAACCUCUGUGACACACCGAUUGUAUUUGUAAAACUGUUUAUUUGAACACAUUUCUCAGUGCUAAUCAGAGAGAGAGAGAGAGAGAGAGAGAGAGAGAGAGAGAGAGAGAGAGAGAGAGAGAGAGAGAGAGAGAGAGAGAGAGAGAGAGAGAUUUUUUUGAUUGCACAAUACUAGUUAUAUAUAUAUAUAAUACUAUACUAUUAUAAUACUAUUGACUGAAUUAUUGGCUGGAUGUGUUUUCUGCCCUUUGGGAAGUUCUGAUGUAACAGCUUUGUGCUGAAUGAACAAAGCAGCUACUACAAUUUCAAAUUGUUUAAUUGAGUCCUGAGUCAAGUUACCCAUAUAAUUCCUUACCAUUUGAAGGUUGAGGUCAAACCUUUUAAGGGAUACAUAAAUUAAAUAUGUUAUGUAAAGAAGCAACAAUAAAUAAAGUCUU